UUACUCUUGGAAGAAAAUAAUUGUUAUCAGACAAUAUUAGAGUGGGCGGUAGUUGGGUUGGUCAAUCUGAUCCAGACACUAUAUAAAUGAAAGGACAGUAAGGAGAGCAGAACAAACUCCUAACAGGAGGAGACUCACUCAUGGCCUAUGAGACAGAGAAACAUGAGACUCAAUACUGCUUUCCUGCCAUCAACUCAUCAUGUAUCAAGGGAAAACGCUCCAGACAUGAACACAAUAUCAUGUAUGUGUUUUUUUCAUUGCUGUCAGCAUGGACUGUGUUUGUGAACCUGCUGGUGAUCAUCUCCAUCUCUCACUUCAAGAAGCUUCACACUCCAACCAACCUGAUUAUUCUCUCUCUGGCUGUGGCCGACCUGCUUGUUGGACUUAUUGUGAUGCCUGCGGAUGCAAUUAAGUUGAUUGAGACAUGCUGGUACUUUGGAGACAGUUUGUGUGACCUGUUUAUGAUAAUCAUGGCUCUGCUCCUCUCAACAUCUUUUUGUAAUUUAGUUUUAAUUGCCGUUGAUCGUUAUGUGGCUGUGUGUCACCCUUUACUGUACCCACAUAAAAUAACCACAACUAGAACAUUAAUAAGCAUCUGUCUCUGCUGGUUUUUCUCCUUUGCCUACAAUCUUGCCUAUAUGAUUAAUGGCAGAAAUUUUGAAAGUUCACAAAGAACAGACACAUGUUAUGGAAAGUGCUAUUUAAUAAUAGGUUUUUCAUGGAGAGUUGUUGACCUGUUCUUUUCAUUCUUGUUUCCUUUGACUGUGAUCAUAACUUUGUAUUUGAGGAUAUUUUAUGUUGUACAUCAGCAAGUGAAAGUUAUAAACUCUCUGAUGAAGGGUGGUAAAUUUGUAAAGGAAGGUUCAUUGAGGAGGAAAUCUGAGAGCAAAGCUGCUCUGACAUUAGGAAUCAUUGUGACAGCUUAUCUGACAUGUUAUAUUCCAUACUAUAUCUUGUCUUUAACAAGUAGUACAAUAAUCUCUUCUGCUACAAUGACAUUUCUACUAUGGACUAUAUAUGCUAACUCAGGCCUGAAUCCUAUUAUCUAUGCUUUAUUUUACCCUUGGUUUAAAAUAUCAGUUAAACACAUCUUAACUCUUAAAAUAGUGAAGCCAGCAUCCUCUCUCUUAGACAUAUUUACAUAUUAUUCAUGAUUUUUGUAGAGGAGGAUUUUUUUUUUUGGUCUGUUUGACAAAGCAUAGACUAAUGUAUAGUACUUUUAUACAUUUAUAAACUGAAUGUGAACAUACUGGAUACCAAAUGUGCCAUAAGCUCAUUACAGUUUUUCACAAUCACUUUGCUACUAUUUUCAGCACCUUGAUGUCAUUUUUCAAAACUCUAGACACAAAACUUAAUACGGUUAUCACUUGUAACACAGGCUGUCUAAUGGUCAAAACAUUGCAUUGUGCAUUCACAUCUUUAAAGAAAUCUUGCACUUGCACAAUCAUUGGUUCAAAACACAAAUUUACUGUGAAAUACCGAUAGUUUCACUGUGUCAUUGUUCUUACAAUAAUUAAAUAUUGUAGAACAAAAUAGGUGAUACAGGUUUCAUUAUGGUACUACAUGUACAGUAAAUACAUCUCUGCAAAAGUACUGCAGUAGUAGAGAGAAUACUACAGACACAGUGGAAUCACUGAAUAAAGUUUGUAAUAUAUCGAUGCAAAACACUACAGUAAAAUCACAACAUAGGUUUAUUUGAAUCAAAGCAAAAAUAAUUAGCUAUGAAAUAGAAAAGAAAAGAGAGUACUGUAAUCAACUAUCAAUGAGAAUUUUUAGUACAGAUGUGGUUAAUUGUCAUUACACAUACUGUCACAGUACCUUCAUUGAAGGCCUCAUUUUCCUUAUGCAAAAUAUAAUUUUUGGGGGAGAGAGGUAUAGGUUAUGAAAUGGCCUCGUUUUUGUGAUAUUUUCCAUUUUUAAAGUAAAAUUCAAGGUGUUUUGAUGAUGAAAAUGCCCCUUUUUUCUGAAAAAGCAAUGUUGUAUAUACUCAUUCCACAAUGUGCACUCAAUCAUCAGUAACGAGUUGGCAAAAUUGGACAAGCAAUUACAAGGGCCUGCAUCUAUACAGUGCACUACUGUCAAUACUGUAAAUAGUCUGAAAAGGUGGUAAAGUAUUUAGGGCCAUAGACAUAGUGUCUGAUGAAGCAUUAUGAUAAAAUAUCAUAGGCUACAUCCAUGGAUAUUGUAGUCUAAUUGGUUCAUGCUCCAUGCUAAUUGAUGAUAAUGAAUCUUGUUAUCCUGAAACUUUCAUAAUUUGCAGUAAACAUGGAAGAUUGUUUGUCUGUUUCCAUACAACUAUGCAUUAAGAGUAAUGCAACAGUUACUUAUCAUUUUGAGCAGUUGUAUGAAUUGAUAGUUAGAUCAUUGUAAGGAAAUUAAUAGACUCAUUUGAAAUGUAAUGUGUGAAUUGCCUUUUGAAAUAUUAGUACUUUGAUGUUGUGUCAUAUUGAACACGUGAUUUUUGUUGAAUGAACAAAUGAUCUAAGUUUCAUGUGUAUUGUAUCCAAGCAAUUGAAAAAUUUUUUUAUUUGAUUUUGGAUUUAAUUUGUUUAAAUUCUUAUUCAUUCUUAUUCAUUCAUUUCUAGGUCUCAAAAACAUAAAUAGAAAAAAACAGAAAUUUUUAAUUGCAGUAAUAGGAUGAAACAAAUACUUUGAAGUGGACAUGACAUUAAACACUUCAUGUUGUCAGAGUAAUGUGAGCAAUAAAAAUACCUUGCUAAAAUCUUCAGUUGUGUAAAAUUGAAAAGAUGAUGAUUAAUUUUCCCCUGAAGCAACAGUUUUACUAAUGUGCAUUUACAGUUACAGAGCAUUUACAGUUAUUCUGUUCUUGUAAUCAGCUGAAUGACCACAGCCUAGUGUUAAACCAUACUGUUUAGAUGCAAAAGGGAAUUUAAUUUUUCAUAUCCCGAUUCAGCCAGAAGGUGGCGACAAAUACUUGUGCAAAACCAAGGCAUCAUUGUCUCUCCAUUGACAAAUUCUAAAGCUUCAUCACAUACAUCCUUCAUAGAGAAAGGAAUCCCAAAGUUCAUUGCGACAGAUUCAUGAGGUGUUAAUAAUGUUGAUAAUAAACUUAUUUAAUUCAGUACUGAAAAAUAUCAAUACAAAAUGUCUUUCAUUUGUAUCAUGUGUAUUUUUAUUCUUAUUAAUGUAUCUUACUAUUUACUUGUACAGUAUGUUAACAUGCUAAAGUCAGAUUUUAUUGAAAUCAAUUGUGAAUUCACGUUUCUCUGCUCUUUGUAUGUUUGUGUGGAGUGGCGGCCUAUAGAGAGUGUUCCAAAUCAGUUUCUUUUAAGGUUCCAUGACAGUUAGAAGACAAUUGCCUAUGUAGGUUGUUAUACAUAAAGUAUCUGUAAAUCACAAGAUUUAUGUGUAAAUGCAUCUCAGAUAUGAUUUAAACCAGGACUUCUCAACUCUGGCCCUCCAGGUCCACUUUCCUGAAGAGUUUUGCUCCAACUCUAAACAAACACACCUGAACACACUCCAACCAACCUGAUCAUUAUCUCUGUGACUGUGGCUGUGGCUGACCUGCUUAUAACUUAUUGUGAUAUCUAUAAACAUGCCAUAAACAUCCCCUCACUGCCAAAGGUCCAGAAUUUAAGUCUUUUUUUUUUUAUUUUUUUUUAUUUUUUUAUGUGAUUAUUGUCAUAAUUGUUUUAAUCAAUGUGUUG
Messenger RNA from Megalobrama amblycephala (Wuchang bream), 3668 nucleotides. Its product is annotated as trace amine-associated receptor 13c-like. Gene Ontology annotation, molecular function: trace-amine receptor activity. NCBI's taxonomy places the organism in Eukaryota, Metazoa, Chordata, Actinopteri, Cypriniformes, Xenocyprididae. The transcript has a single exon. Gene Ontology annotation, cellular component: membrane. The record is from RefSeq and is a predicted model, not a curated record. Gene Ontology annotation, biological process: G protein-coupled receptor signaling pathway. Bases 141 to 1154 code for a protein of 337 amino acids.